GCGCUUUCCUGCGCGUGAAACUUUAUCUGUGCACAGUUCUUUUAAUUGAAUGUUGUACGGAAGCCGCGACGAGUCUCGCACGUUACCGUCGCUACGGAAAUCUCCUGGCCUCUCCAACUGGAUGUUUAUUCGUCAGGAUGCACUUCUGUAUAGCGGCCCAUGUGCUCGCCUUCUUAGUUAGAGGCCUUGUGUAUACCAUAUAUUCAACAUAAGCUCAGUGAAUAGAGUUUAAACCCAAUUCUCGCUUGUUUUAAAUGGGAGAUAGACCAUGGGGAAGAAGCAGAAUGGCAAGGGCAAGAAGGUGGAGGAAGCAGAGCCUGAAGAAUUUGUUGUGGAAAAAGUUAUGGACAGACGUGUAGUAAAUGGAAAGGUUGAAUAUUACCUCAAAUGGAAAGGUUUUACAGAUUCAGACAACACAUGGGAACCCGAGGAAAACUUAGACUGUCCAGAGUUGAUUGAAGCGUUCCUUAAUUCUCAGAAGGCAGGGAAAGAAAAACCAGACAGCAACAAAAGGAAAUCUGUGUCAGACAGUGAAUCUGAAGACAGCAAAGCAAAGAAAAAAAGGGAAUCUGUUGAUAAACCUCGGGGAUUUGCAAGAGCUCUCGACCCAGAAAGAAUAAUUGGAGCUACAGACAGCAGUGGGGAAUUGAUGUUCCUUAUGAAAUGGAAAGAUUCCGAUGAAGCAGAUCUGGUGCCUGCUAAAGAAGCAAAUGUAAAGUGUCCACAGGUUGUUAUUGCAUUUUAUGAAGAAAGAUUAACUUGGCACUCUUGUCCAGAGGAUGAAGCACAAUAAACUUAUUUUUCAUGUAGUGUUUUUUUUUUUUUUUUUUUUAAUGAUCAGCCACUUCAGGAACCUUCAAGAUUUUUGUUUUAGUAUUUUCAAAAUAAGCCAAAUUUUUGGUUAUGGCCCCAUGACAUUGGCAUGGCAUAAGGAGCCUCUGAUAUGUGAAAAUUAAUUUCUCUCUGGGCUUUUUAUACAUUUCAAAUUAUUGAAGUUUCUGUAUUAUGCAAAUUUUGCAAGUGUUUUGUAGUCUUCUGUCAUUGUGCAUGUUAAUGCUUUACUUCUAACCUGUCUGUAUGCUAGUUUAUUUAGCACCAGUCCUUCGGUGGAAGAGGCCUGGGAAUAACUUUGUAGUAAAUGGAAUGUUACCUUACUGUAUAUUGUUUACUUCAAUGUAAAUACUGGUGAGCAGUGUUCAAUAAAUAGUUUUAUAUUCUC
This is a messenger RNA of Xenopus laevis (African clawed frog), 1219 nucleotides long. RefSeq names its product chromobox 3 S homeolog (gene cbx3.S). The coding region runs from base 269 to 793 and encodes 174 amino acids. Lineage: Eukaryota; Metazoa; Chordata; Amphibia; Anura; Pipidae. Gene Ontology annotation, cellular component: heterochromatin; nucleus. Gene Ontology annotation, biological process: regulation of gene expression. The transcript is spliced from 5 exons. The record is from RefSeq and is a predicted model, not a curated record.